This is a messenger RNA of Eurypyga helias (sunbittern), 913 nucleotides long. Its product is annotated as 24-hydroxycholesterol 7-alpha-hydroxylase. The record is from RefSeq and is a predicted model, not a curated record. The annotation marks the transcript as partial. NCBI's taxonomy places the organism in Eukaryota, Metazoa, Chordata, Aves, Eurypygiformes, Eurypygidae. Gene Ontology annotation, molecular function: iron ion binding; steroid hydroxylase activity; oxidoreductase activity, acting on paired donors, with incorporation or reduction of molecular oxygen. Gene Ontology annotation, biological process: bile acid biosynthetic process; cholesterol homeostasis. The transcript is spliced from 9 exons.
GCAUGUCAUGUACCCAGCGGUGGUGAACACUUUGUUUGGGAAAGGCAUCUUCCCGGCAAGUCAGAGAGAAAUCAAGGAGUUUGAAGAACAUUUUCAGAAGUACGACGAGGACUUUGAAUAUGCUUCUCAGAUGCCGGAGUGCUUCCUGAGGAACUGGUCUAAAUCCAAAAAAUGGCUUCUAAAAUUAUUUGAGAAAGUAGUGUCAGAUGCUGAAAGGACCAACCCUUCAGAGACCACAUCCAAGACACUACUGCAACAUCUCCUGGAUAACUUGGAAGGGAAACAUCUAGCUCCCAAUUAUGGCCUCCUGAUGCUCUGGGCUUCCCAAGCAAAUUCUGUCCCUAUUGCGUUCUGGACCCUUGUUUUCAUACUCUCUUAUCCUUCCGUUUACAAGAAGGUCAUGGAAGACCUGGCUUCUGUUUUUGGCAAAGCAGGCAAAGAUAAAAUAGAAGUCUCCGAAGAGGAUCUUAAGAAGCUCCUGUUUAUUAAAUGGUGCACUUUGGAAGCCAUACGGCUGAGGUCUCCAGGUGCAAUCACCAAGAAAGUAGUAAACCCAAUAAGAAUUCAGAAUUUCACUGUCCCUGCAGGUGACAUGCUGAUGUUGUCACCGUAUUGGUUACACAGGAAUCCAAAAUAUUUCCCUGACCCAGAAAUGUUCAAACCAGAUCGUUGGAAAGAGGCAAAUUUAGAGAAGAAUGCUUUCUUGGACAGCUUUGUGGCAUUCGGAGGAGGGAAGCAUCAGUGUCCAGGAAGGUGGUUUGCUAUCAUGGAAAUCCAGUUGUUUGUGGUGCUUUUCCUGUACAGAUAUGAAUUUGUAGUUUUGGAUGCAGUACCAAAGGAGAGCCCUUUACAUUUGGUGGGGACACAACAACCCAUGGCACCAUUCCGCGUCCAGUAUAAAUGCCGGGAAUGA